AUGGCAGGGAAUGGGGUAACGCCAUCGUUCAAGGAAGCGGUGGAGUGGCGGCCUGAUGCGAAUCACUGCCAUGAAGUGAUCGAUGCUCUGGCGGACCGUUAUGUCAAAAUCAAUGUUGGUGGUGCACUAUUUCAAACAACAGUGGGCACACUUACAAAACAUGACACAAUGUUACGAGCGAUGUUCAGUGGCCGGAUGCAGGUAGUUACUGACUCAAAUGGUUGGGUGUUAAUCGACAGAAGUGGCAGACAUUUCGGUAUCAUAUUGGAUUUUCUUCGCGACGGUUUCGUGCCGCUUCCUGAUUGUCGUGUGGAGGUCGAACAAAUUUUGGCAGAAGCCCGGUAUUAUCUUGUACAGGAUUUGGCAGCUGAGUGCCAGUCAUGGUUAGAAACUCUAAGAGCGAGACGCGAUGUUCGGGAACCGACAGCUACAUGCAGCAUUCCCGUCGUACACACAAAGGCCGAAGCUGAUCACCUUGUUCUCAACUCUAUCAAGCCGGCCAUAAAGCUAUUGAUAAAUCGACACAACAACAAGUAUUCUUAUACGAGUCAGUCUGAUGAUAACAUUAUGAAGAAUUUGGAGCUGUUUGAUCGUCUUGCAGUAAAAUUCCAUGAUCGUAUAUUGUUCGUUAAAGAUGUUGGUUCGGAAUCAUCCGAAGUAUGCCAAUGGAAGUUUUUCGGUAAAGGUGAAAAACGAGCUGAAGUGUGCUGCACCUCUAUUGUUUAUGCGACUGACAAGAAACAGACAAAGGUAUGUAAUAGAUCUUAUGAAAAAUUGUUCUGGGUUAGCUAUACGACAUUAUCUAUCGUGCGAGAACCAACUGAUGGUCUCCUAUACCAUGGAGUAUUGUUGGAGCUCAGCACCUCACCUCACUCGAUGUUUUUGGUUCAUUUUUCACUAAAAUAUCAAAAUAUAUAUUGA
Molecule: messenger RNA, 921 nt
Organism: Haemonchus placei
Lineage: Eukaryota; Metazoa; Nematoda; Chromadorea; Rhabditida; Trichostrongylidae
Source: the annotation of a GenBank genome assembly